UGAAGGUGUUCAGGAAGGCUUUGAGACUUAAAGAUAACAUAUAGAGCGUUUGGCAAAACCUAAUCCUCAAUUACCACUGCUUCCUAUUGCCAUUAUUGUUAUUUCAGUUUUCCAUUCUCUUUUCGGAGCACCGGGGCCUAGCACAUAGUAGGUAUUCAGAGAAUGAGGUGGAGGCUUGCCGGAGGCUGAAUCUCUCGGGUUCAGGAAGAGAUCUAGGGAGGUUUUCCUGACACGAGGCUGAUGGGGAGGGCAGAGAGGAGGUCCUAGGAAUCCGCGGGGCUUCUUCCUUCCCACCCCCAUCUCUAGGGAUUCCGGACGGGGAAGGGAUCUGCCCGAGGUCACGCAGUAGCGGGAGAAGAGCGCUUCCAUGCCCAGCCUUCGGGGCUGCGAGAUCUGAUUCAGCUGCCGCAGCGGCUACUGCAGCCCCCCGCCCUCACCGAAUGCCUCCCGAGCGACCUUCCCCUUGGCCGCCAUCUUAGAGCCUGGUACAGCCUAGCCCACUGUCUCUGAUACAUCAAAUAAGCGCUGGGCCUUCUUCUUUCCCGCCCCUCAAGGAUCAGCCGGUCCUCUCAAGGCCACCACGCCACCUUCCUCGAAAGUAAAGUCCUUUAGGUAGCACGAAGCUUGCCCACGGCCAAGAUGGCGGCAAAGGCGUCAGCCCUCGCCUGAGGCCCCUGGUGCAGACGUCAUCAAGAGGCGUCAGCCUCUAAGGGGAGAGGAGGCGGUCGGGAACCGUCUCCAUGGAAACCGCUGGGCGUAGGGCGCGGCCAAAUACUAGAGGCUGGCGGCGAGGGAAGAUCAGAAACGCCUCCAAUCCCCGGCGACCUGAUUCCGACCCCGGCCCCCAUCUAGGUUGGCGGUCCAAUCCCGAGCCAAACCCCUGCUCACUCUCGAGUCUCCGCUCGCGCCCCCCUCCCGACCGAGAGCCCAAUCCCGAUCCGGGCCCCUACAAGGCCCCCGGCCCCGAUCCCGAACCCGGUCCCGGUCUCGACUUCGUCUCUGAUCCUGACCCUAACUCCAACCCCGGCCCCGACUGCGGCCCUGGCCCAGGCCCCGGUCCCAGCCCCGGUCCUGGCCCCGGCCCCGGCUCGGCCCCUGGCCAGGCUCCCGGCAUGUUGCGGGACGAGACCCUGGACGGGGCCACGGUGCCCUCCCUCUGGAGAGGCUCUCUGGAGAUCCGGAGUGAACCGAAAAGUUGCCAGACUGCCAGCAUUUCCACUUCAGAAGGAGCCUGCCAAGCCCGUGAACAGGUUGAUGCAGAGGUACAAACUGAUCCACCUUUUCCUGUGGCCCUACGAUAUGCAUCCCAGCAAGAUAUCCCUGGGUUGGCCUCUUUCCUCCGUCGGGUAGAAAACCUUAUCAUCCGGGAGCUGGAUAAGAACUGGCAGAGCCAUGCAUUUGAUGGGUUCGAGGUGAACUGGACAGAGCAGCAGCAAACGGUAACCUGCCAGCACACUCUGUGCUACCCCCUGGCCCAGGCUCAGAAGCUGCAGGUGACCAGCGUCUCCUGGAAUGCCACUGGCUCCGUGGUGGCCUGCUCCUACGGUCGUUUAGAUGAUGGUGACUGGAGCACUGAGAAGUCUUUUGUGUGCACCUGGAAUCUGGAUCGUCGGGGGCUGAAUCCCAAGCAACCUUCUGCUGUGGUGGAGGUGCCCAGCUCAGUCAUGUGCCUGGCGUUCCAUCCCACUCAGCCCUCUCACAUUGCAGGUGGCCUCUAUAGUGGGGAGGUGCUAGUCUGGGACAUGAGCCGGCCUGAGGACUCCUUGCUCUGGAGAACUGGCAUGACUGAUGACACUCACACAGAUCCUGUCUAUCAGGUGGCGUGGCUGCCAGAGCCGCGGCACAGCCACCGCUUCCAGCUGCUGAGUGUCUCCACGGAUGGGAAGGUGCUGCUGUGGCAGGCGGCUGGGUCGGGACAGCUGCAGCUGACGGAGGGCUUUGCUCUGGUGGUGCAGCAGAUCCCCCGAAACACAAAGCUGAAGAAGCCUACCCGGGGUGAGACGGAGGUAGGGGUCACAGCCCUAGCCUUCUCCAGCUUUGACCCCAGCCUGUUUAUCCUGGGCACUGAAGGCGGCUUCCCACUCAAAUGCUCGACGGCAGUAGAAGUGGCGGCCCUUACCCGAAUGCCCAGCUCCUUACCCCUCCGAGCACCUGCCCAAUUCACCUUCUCCCCUCACGGUGGCCCCAUCUACUCUGUGAGCUGCUCACCCUUCCACAGAAACUUGUUUCUGAGCGCUGGGACGGAUGGCCACAUCCACCUCUAUUCUAUGCUGCAGGCCCAGCCCCUGACGUCGCUCCAGCUGUCCCACAAGUACUUGUUUAGUGUGCGCUGGUCUCCUGUCCGACCCUUGGUCUUUGCUGCUGCCUCUGGGGAAGGAGACAUACAGCUGUUUGAUCUCAGAAAGAGCUCCCAAAAACCCACAGUUUCUAUCAAACAAACUCCAGAUGAAAGCCCAGUAUACUGUCUGGAAUUCAAUCUUCAACAGACUCAACUCCUGGCUGCUGGGGAUGCCAAAGGUGUCGUAAAGAUAUGGCAGCUAAGCACAGAGUUCACAGAACAAGCACCUCGGGAAACAGAAGACCUGGACCAGUUGGCAACUGAGGUGGCAAGCUGAGGACACUCAGCCCACUUUCCUUGACCAGGAAGGUGGUGACAAGCAGAAACGAGCAGUAUAAGGCAUUUAAAUCGCACAAGGAAUGUUGUUCAAGGCUUGUGGGGAGAAUUCUGUUCCUAGGAGCAGAAGUCUUUGGGUGUUGUUACCUAAAAGUGGAACUUUUUAACGAUUAAAAAGAAAAACAAAAAAAA
Messenger RNA from Sarcophilus harrisii (Tasmanian devil), 2806 nucleotides. RefSeq names its product WD repeat domain 34 (gene DYNC2I2). The transcript is spliced from 9 exons. Lineage: Eukaryota; Metazoa; Chordata; Mammalia; Dasyuromorphia; Dasyuridae. Bases 741 to 2615 code for a protein of 624 amino acids. Gene Ontology annotation, molecular function: dynein heavy chain binding; dynein light chain binding. Gene Ontology annotation, biological process: intraciliary transport. Gene Ontology annotation, cellular component: cytoplasmic dynein complex; ciliary plasm. The record is from RefSeq and is a predicted model, not a curated record.